Messenger RNA from Pelagomonas calceolata, 891 nucleotides. NCBI's taxonomy places the organism in Eukaryota, Pelagophyceae, Pelagomonadales, Pelagomonadaceae. The record is from the annotation of a GenBank genome assembly.
GCGCGACUCUCUGCAGCAGCGCGUUUAGCAGAUCCUAGGGCCUCACGCAUCAUAACAGAUCGCGCAUCGCUGCGGCGACCACGAAUUAUGGCCGACAGCACGAAUGAGGCCACCAAACCGAUCGGCUGGCUCCCCUUAGAGUCGAACCCCGAAGUCCUGAACCCCUUCUUGUGGAAGUUGGGCGUGCCGGGUGAGUGGGGCUUUUGCGAUGUCUUCGGAUUGGACCCCGAGCUGCUGGCCAUGGUCCCGCGGCCGUGCAUGGCUUUGUGUCUGUUGUUUCCGUGUGCGAAGAUCGCGAAGGAGCGGAGACCGGCUCUGCGAGCAGCUCGACGGGAUCGAGUGGAAGCUGAUAAAGCGGAUCCCGACAAUGACGAAGCACGUAUUCGUAACGAGGCGGAAGGUGGCGUCUUCUUCCUCGAACAAGUGGAAGGGACCGGCAAUGCGUGCGGCACGGUGGCAUGCAUCCACGCCGUCGGCAACGCCGUGGCCGGCCAGGCCUUCCACGUGCCCUGGGAGACGCCCCUCGGCAAGUACAUCACCGAAGCCUCCAAGGACCAUACUCCUAAAGAACGGGGCAACCGGUUACUAGCUGCCACUGACUUGCAUCAGGCGGCGGACGACACGGCGCGGUCGGGACAGACGGAAGGCGCCGGGACGGACGACGCGGGAGAUCGUCAUUUCGUUUGUUUCUGUGAGCGCGGUGGUAGAUUAUUUGAAUUGGAUGGCCGAAAUAUCGGCGUCGACGACGAGGCGUUCCCCGUGGACCACGGCCCGACGACGCCCGAAAAUUUCGUCAACGAUGCAGCUAGGGUCAUCCGCGACGAGUUCGUCGCCCUGGACGCGGACAACCCGAACUUUAACGUGGUGGCGUUCGUGCAGUUAUAAGAAGUA